CCCCUCUGUAACUAUUAGGAUGCGCCGGCCCCCCUUUUCCUUGCCAAGUUGGAUUCGCCCUUGUACCGCCGCUGGCGCCCGUGGGUUGUACCACUCUGCGAAAAGGGGGAUAUGCCACUUCCCUGCUUCCUCCACGCUACUUCCCUGCCUCCCCAGGAUGAUCCCCUGUGUUGCACGGGGGGCGUUACAGGGCGGAGGAGGCUCCGCACUCUGCGCGCGGCGAGUUGUCUCAUUCCGCGCACUUCUUCUCCCUCCCCUGAAAGCCAAGUGGAACAGCUCAAGGGGGAAAGCGACAUGAGGGGAGGGGACAGCGGGGCGUCGCUCUCCCGCCUUUUCGCAAAAUGGUACAACCCGUAGGCGCUGGUAGAGAUAGGAGGAAGAAUCCAACUUGGCGAGGAAAAGGGGGGAGGAAGCGGCGAAACUUAGUGGCCGUGGUGAGGUGCGCGCAUGCGGGGGACCGGAGCGGAGACAAAGGUGCCGCCGAGCCCCCCCCACCCCAUCCCCGCAUCCCUCCCCGGUUAUAACGCGCCCCCCAUUCCCAUGGAUGCGGGGGUCGCUCCAUGCCCGGGGUGGAGCAGGAGGAGGGCGGGGGAAUGGCGGGAGGGCGGCGGGCAGGAGGAGGAGGAGGUGGAGGCAGCAGCGCAUCACCCGGGGGGGUGUCGGUGAAGAUGUCGCUUCGCCGCGCCUACUCCAUCAAGGACAAGCUCCAGGCCAUCGAGAGGGUGAAGAAGGGCGAGCGCCAGGCGUCGGUGUGCCGGGCUUUCGGGGUGCCGGGGGGCACGCUGCGGGGGUGGCUGAAGGACGAGGCGAAGCUCCGCUGGUUCCUGGAGCAGCUCGGCGGCGAGGUGGGCACCCAGCGCAAGAAGAUGCGCUUGGCCAACGAGGAGGAGAUCGACCGCGCCGUCUACGCCUGGUUCCUCGCCCUGCGCCAGCACGGCGUGCCGCUCUCCGGACCCCUGAUCCAGGCGCAGGCGGAAGCCUUCGCCCGGCAGAUCUACGGGCCUGAGUGCACCUUCAAGGCGAGCCACGGCUGGUUCUGGCGCUGGCAGAAGCGCCACGGCAUCUCCAGCCAACGCAUCUACGGUGAGGGCGGCCUUCCCGCUGAGCCCGAGCGCGCCCCGGCCGCCCGCGCCGAGGUCCUGCCCGAUGCCGGCGGCUACGGGGACGAGCAGAUCUACAACGCCAACAUCACCCGGCUCUUCUGGAAGCUUCUUCCCGGUGCUGGAAUCGCGGCGAGGCGUCCGGCCCGCGGCGAGCGCGUCACGGUGCUGCUGGCCGCCAACUUGACCGGCUCCCACAAACUCAAGCCCUUGGUGGUCGGGGGUCUCCGCGAUCCCGCCAGCCUCAGGCAUCACAACCAGGAGAAAUUCCCGGCUUGUUACCGCUACAGCCCCGAGGCCCGGCUGGCGCCGGCGCUUCUGAGGGCUUGGUUCUUUGAGGACUUCGUGCCGGGGGUCAAGCGGUACCUGCGGCGGAGCUGCCUGCAGCAGAAGGCUGUGCUGCUGCUCAGCUCCGCUCCAUCCCGUUCUGCAGCGGGGGCUGAGGAUUCCCCGCCGCUCCAGACUCCGGAUGGGUCCAUCCGCGCGCUGUUCCUCUCCAAGGGUCCCUCUGGGAGUGGUUUGGCCGGAGCAGGAGGCCGAAUCCCGGCGCCGCUGGAGCAAGGGGUGGUGUCGGCCUUCAAGCAGCUCUACAAGCGGGAAUUGCUGCGCUUGGCCGUGUCCUGCGGCGGCCCCGGCAGUCCCGCGGAUUUUGUGCGCUCCUUCCUCCUCAAGGACAUGUUGUACCUGGCUGGCCUCUCCUGGGAUCUCAUCCCGCCAGGAUCCAUCGAGAAGUGCUGGCUGCUGGGGCUGCGCGCCGCCUUCGAGCCCCAGCCCGGCGAGGAGGAGCACGGCGACACCCCGGGAGGGGAUGAAGGUGGAGGGGACAGCAAGGUCUUCAGUGACCUGACCCACCUGGCUGCCUUGGCCUUCAAGCGCUUGGCUCCUGAGGAAGUGUCCGACUGGUUGCACUUGGACGACGCGGCUCCAGGUGCGGAGGAGGACGAUGAUGGUGAGGAGGACGUCGAGGAGGAAGGCGCCGAGGGCUGCGGGGCGGAGGAGGAUGAGGAGGAGGAAGCGGCUGGUGGCAAAAAGGGCGGGGAAGGAGGAGAUCCUUUGCUGCCCACGGCUCGGGAAGCCAUCCAGGGUCUGGAGACAGCACUGCGCUGGCUGGAGGGACAGGACCCCCGGGAAGUGGGGCCGCUGAAGCUGGUGCAGCUCCGCUCCCUCAUCUCCAUGGCCCAGCGGCUGCGCCGCGGCCGCAGCCCCCAAUCCUAGGGCAGGGGUGACCGCCACUUUUUGGCUACCAACCACCCCUGGUUGGCCACGGAGCUGGGGACACCCCGGUUGUCCCAGGGGGAUGGUGGUGGAGGUGCCACUCGCCCCUCUGUGACCGUGAUCAGGAAGCCCAGAUGCCUGUAGGUCACAAUUCAGGGGAUUUUUGUGCAACAACUCGAAUUCCAGGGUUGUUCCUUACCUAAAUAUACUUAGGAGGUGCUAUUUUUUACAUCCCUUGUGGACCCUGGUCACUGGCACUGCCAGAAAGAGGGUGGAUGACCCCCCCACAAAUUGCCCAGUUCCCCCAGUUCCAUGGGGAGAAGGAGUGAGGGAAGAACCUGCUCAGUGUCCAUGGGAUAAUGGGGGAUGUUACACUGAAAAAUCCCCAGAUCCCAGAGCAGGGUUGAGGUGGGCACAGCCAGCUGGACAUGGGCCACUCCUGUGGUGCUGCAGGGGAAAUAUUCCACCUUGGAAGAGGCAGGUGGCGCCCUUCCCACUGCCAAAACAGAAUCCUGUUACAUCAGGAUGGUUUGGGGCUGGUUUAAGACAAUUUCCUUCAGGCACUGGGUUGGGAAAGGGACACUUGGGUGGCACCCAUGAGAGAGAGUCACCUCCAUCAUUCCCAUCGCAGCUGGGAACACCUGGACCACGGAGACCUGCUGAUCCAGGUACCAUCAUUGGAGCAUCCUCGUGGAGCUGAAGGCUCCAGGGAUGGGGUUGAGGUGUUCCUCACGGGGUUUGUGGGGUGGCCGGGGCUGGAGGACACAUCUGGGUGAGUGGAGGUUGGAGCAGGGAGGGCUCCUGGCACUGCCUUGGAAUAUUGGAGGCAUCUGAUAGGAAUUUACCUGAUUUGGAUGAAAUUUUAAGGUAUUUAACUGAAUUACUGGAAGAGGGAAAUGAAAUUGACUCCUCAGUGCUGCUGUGCCCCAUGUCAGUGGAUGGGUGGGGGUUUUUACUUGUCAGUUCUUUGUCUCCUUGCUGCAGAGUUUAUGGAAAUUAAAUGGAUUUUUAUUCCCA
Onychostruthus taczanowskii (white-rumped snowfinch) is the source of this 3332-nucleotide messenger RNA. It is a transcript of the gene TIGD5, whose product is annotated as tigger transposable element derived 5. Lineage: Eukaryota; Metazoa; Chordata; Aves; Passeriformes; Passeridae. Gene Ontology annotation, molecular function: DNA binding. The record is from RefSeq and is a predicted model, not a curated record. Gene Ontology annotation, cellular component: nucleus. Bases 561 to 2315 code for a protein of 584 amino acids. The transcript has a single exon.